This is a messenger RNA of Funneliformis caledonium, 887 nucleotides long. The record is from the annotation of a GenBank genome assembly. Lineage: Eukaryota; Fungi; Glomeromycota; Glomeromycetes; Glomerales; Glomeraceae.
AAAUUUUAGCGAAUUUUCACAAAAAAUGGAUGAUUUAAAAUUAGCGAACUUUGAAAUCCCUUCAGAUUUAAUUAAACCUGCGGAUCCACUUCAUGACUCGGGAAGUAAAUGUCGUGUUAAGAAAAGCAUGUAUUUUAAUUCACCUGUGGCUGAAAAGGAAAUCGGAAAAUUCAAAAAAAAUGAUCAAAGACUUUGUGAUUUGGAAAAAGAAGUCAAAUACAUUCAUAAAAUUUGUAAUUGUAGAUCUGUUCUUACAUUCUAUGGUUUUACUCGUCAUAACACAAGUUAUAGUGUUAUUUGGGAAUGGGGUGCGGAAGAUUCAUCUAUUUCACCGGUUAUGUUAACUUCAGCUAGAGAGCGUACGGAUCCAAGAUGGACUCCUCCCGAAAAAACUCGAGAUAAAAUGUAUACUAAAGCCAGCGAAAUUUAUAGCUUUUCCUUGGUUCUUUGGGAAAUCAUCAAUAACCGUACUCCAUUCAACGACAUAUUGCCUGAAGAGAUAACAAACAAAGUUCUCAAUGGGGAACAUCCGCAACCCGAGAGAACCAAUGGCACACCCGUGAAAUAUCAGGAAAUAAUGGAAAAAGGUUGGAAUAUUAAUCCAACGAACCGUCCAACCGCUCAACAAAUGCUUAAUUUAUUAAGUCAUUUGGAAUCACAAGAAUGGUUUGGUCAUAGACUACCUAGAAUUGGAGAUGAUGAACACUCACAGCCCGAUUACCAAACAACACCUUUUUCACCAAAGAACUCGAAAUUACUUGAAUUUCCAAUUUCAAGAUUAACAGAUUUAGCGUCAACAUCAGACUCCUGUAAAGCGGUAUUAAAUUUGUUUGAAGAUGCAAAACGUAAUAGAGAUCUUUUUGAUAAGGGAGUGGAUAUUAUUAAUG